CAGUCAGCUGGUUGGGAAAGAAGGAAGGAGGGGCUGGACUUCCUUGCUGCUGCUGCUGCUGCUGCUGCUUCGGGUCCCACUUCGGUGCCUUGUCAACAGCCUGGAAGGGGGGCCUGGCAGGGCUUGGAGUGGGCCACUCGGGGUCGAGACCCCCCCAGACAGACCCCCCUUUCCCCUCCCCUUUCCCUCCCUUCAACCGGUUUUGGCUUUGUCCAGUUCGGCUUUGUCCGCUUUGAAGCCUGACUGUCCAGCUUUGGGGUCUGCCGGUCACUCCCCCUCUGUGACCCCGGCAUGGGCCCACUCUGCAAGGGUGGCGUUGCCCCAGCCAGCUUCAGGACUGAGGCAGAGCCUUGCUCAUCAUAAUCAUAAUCAUAAGCCUGUAUUUAUAUUCCGCCCUCUCUCUCUCCCCGAGGGGACUAGCUGGACUUUGGGGACAAUGAGGAGGACGGUGCUGCUCCGGCCACCCCGGUGAAGCCACCGCACCCACCGCCUCGUUCUCGUGGACCAUGAGUGGCGGAGGCAGGAAGAAGAGCGGCUUCCAGAUCACCAGCGUCACUUCGGACUACGAGCAGAAAGAGGGGCGGGCCGACCCCAAGGCCGGGCCCGCCGAAGCUGAAGGGGAUGGUGGCCUGCGGGCCAACGGUGGCAACAAUGGGGUGGCCAGAAAUGGCCCGUCGGCCCCCACCUCCCCGUUGACUGCCCCACCUUUUGCCCCUUCGCUGGUGUCCGGCUCACGCUUCCGGGUGGUGAAGCUGGACCCGGGCCCUGGGGAGCCCUACAAGCGCGGCCGCUGGACCUGCCGGGACUUCUACGACCCCGAGGCCGAGCCACACCAUCCGCACCCCUUUGUGGGUCGGUUGGCCGAAGCCGGGCGACACCCACAAUCCCUGGACUCCCGGCUGGAGGUGGCCGGACUCCUGGCCCAUCCCCAGGGGCCUUUCAGCCCACAGCCUCAACGCCGAGGAGUAGUAGGAGUUGGCGGUGCCUACGCCACCCUGCAGUCCCAGCUGGUGCUGCCCCCGGCCACCUCCGGCCACCAGGCCCGCUCGGUCGGCGGAGGCCUCCCGGUCCUGGUCCGGCCCCACAGGACUCCCCCCAGCCCGGCCUCUCUCCGCAGCCCCUUGGCCGUCGUUCCCAAAGAGGCCGGGGACCCUGGGACCCUUGGUGUUGCCUCCGUUGGGGCCCCAGCCGUGCCUACUUUGGUGGUGGAGGAGCACCUCUUGCCCAAGAGCGUCGCACAGCUGAUCCAGAGAGAGACCGAUGAGCGGCGCAAGGUCUCCCCACGGCAGUCCCGCUCGCGGCCCUCCUCGCCGGCCCCGCCGCUCUUCCGCGACGCCAGCCCCAACCGCAGAACCUCGGACCCCUUUGGGUCUUCGUCGCCCUCGUCGGCCCGCUUCAGCCUGGCCCAGUCCAUGUUUGGCAUCGACAGCGAUGACGACAGCGGAACAAACAGCAGCAUGAUAGCCAUAGACAACAAGAUUGAACAAGCCAUGGACCUGGUGAAGAGCCACCUGAUGUUUGCGGUACGCGAGGAAGUGGAAGUCCUGCGGGAGCAGAUCAAGGAGCUCUCGGAGCGCAACGCCUUGCUGGAGCAGGAGAACGCCCUCCUCCGCUCCCUCGCCAACUCCGAACAGCUGUCCCGCUUCCAGGCCCAACUCCACUCGGCCGCCAAGCCCCCUCCUCCUCCUCCUCCUUCCAGCGGCACCAGCGCAUGACCCGGAUUGGGGCGGGAGGAACUGACGAGAGACUGACACUAAGGACAGGGAUGGGGACGUGAGUGGCGGCCACUCCGGCCACUCCCUCCCUCACUAACGGAUUCCCGCAGAUGUGAACAGGGUGCGUGUGGGUGGGCAGCUUGGUACCGGGCGAAUGAUUGUGACGGUGUGUCUACACUAGGCAUGGGCCAGCUUGGGCUCUCUUGGUGUUUUGGACUGCAACUCCCACCAUUCCUCACAGCUUCAGGCCCUUUCCUUUUCCCCCUCAGCCGCGUAAGCGGCUGAGGGGGAAAAGGAAAGGGCCUGAAGCUGUGAGGAAUGGUGGGAGUUGCAGUCCAAAACACCAAGAGAGCUGAAGUUUGCACAUAAUGCAAUUUGACACCACUUUUAAAUGUCAUGGCUCAGUUAUGGGAUUCUGGGAGCCAUAUAAAGCCUUUAACCUUACCUGCCAAAGAGUGCCAAACUCCCAACUCGCAGGAUUCCAUAGCAUCGAGCAACGGCACCUAAAGUGGCGUCAAAGUGCGUUAAUUCUACAGUGUAGAUGCACCCCGUGUGAGAGAGAAAAAAGCCAGCCUUUUGGGGAAGGGGUUAUGUGGGGAGGGAGGGAGGGUGGGUGGAAAGGGGGCUACUAACACAGCAUGUGCCUUCAGUGGGUUGCUUUUGUCACCCCCUCCAGCUCUGGAAGAGGAUCGGGACCUUUGUCAAUUUGUCAAAUUGGGGAGGAGGGGUUGGACCCCAAUUUGGCCAUACUCCCCGACCCCCACCUCAAAUUUGCAAUGUGGGAUGAAUUGAUGGAUGGAUGAGGGAUUGCCUUUUGACACGAAUAGAUAUGGAAUGAGAUUGGGGUGGCGGGGAAGACACGGACCUCGGGGAAAGAGGGGAGCUGGUCAUCAUUUUAUAUUUACAGUCACUUUUGCAGUAUUUCAGGUUAUUAAAGUUUAAGAAACGGUUAA
This is a messenger RNA of Anolis carolinensis (green anole), 2668 nucleotides long. RefSeq names its product TSC22 domain family member 4 (gene tsc22d4). The transcript is spliced from 4 exons. NCBI's taxonomy places the organism in Eukaryota, Metazoa, Chordata, Lepidosauria, Squamata, Anolidae. The record is from RefSeq and is a predicted model, not a curated record. Bases 507 to 1715 code for a protein of 402 amino acids. Gene Ontology annotation, biological process: response to osmotic stress; regulation of transcription by RNA polymerase II.